UGGUCCCAGGCUCUGGGGGGACAGAUAAGGCCUGGGCAGUGCUGCCCACCAGCAGACACUGUCCUCCAGCCUCCUCAUGACUCAGCCCAGCUGCUAUGCCAAGUCUCAGCUGGUGGCAGGGGGAGGGAUAGGGAAACUCCAGAUUUUCACUUCCCCAAUCACCCUGAGCCUGAUCCAAAUGGGCAAACUGGACAGGGUCCUGACUUUGCACGUAUGGCCUGGAAAGUGGCCUCCACGGGGACCGUCAUGGCUCCCAAGCGCCAACCCCCGCCACAGACCGCAGGUCCCCUGAAGAAGCAGGGGCGCCUGGAUGCAGGUGAAGAGGACAGAUUUCACUCCACAGUCCAGGCCCUCCGGGCUGCACCCACUGAGCAGCGUGUGAUCCACGUGGAUUCUGAGUGCCCGCUCUAUAAAAAGCCCGGGACCCAGGUGCAUGAGGACUACAGCUGUACCCUGAACCAGACCAACAUUGGGAGCAACAACAACAAGUUCUACAUCAUCCAGCUGCUGGAGAGCCCUGGUGGCUUUGCCUGCUGGAACCGCUGGGGUCGCGUGGGUGAGACGGGCCAGUCCAAGCUCAGGGAAUUCACCAGCCUGGAAGAUGCCAGGAAGGACUUUGAGAAGAAAUUUCAGGAGAAGACCAAGAACAAAUGGGCAGAGCGGGAUCACUUUGUGGCCCACUCUGGCAAGUACACGCUGAUUGAUGUGCAAAGGGACGAAGAGGCCCAAGAGGUCAUGGUGAAGGUGGAAGGAGGCCCAGCAAGCGCUGUGGCUAUGCAGGUGCUGCCCUGCUCUCUGGCCCCUGCCACACAACAGCUGAUCACCAACAUCUUCAGCAAGGAGAUGUUCGAGGGUUCGAUGGCCCUCAUGAACCUGGAUGUAAAGAAGAUGCCCCUAGGCAAGCUGAGCAAGCAGCAGAUCGCCACUGGCUUCGAGGCCUUGGAGGCCCUGGAGGAGGCCCUGAAGGCCCCAGAGGGCAGUAGUCACAGCCUGGAGGAGCUGUCCUCCCACUUCUACACCGUCAUCCCGCACAACUGUGGCCGCAGACGUCCUCCUCUCAUCAACACACCAGAGCUGCUGCGGGCCAAGAAGGACAUGCUGCUGGUGCUGGCGGACAUCGAGCUGGCCCAGGCCCUGCAGGCAGCCCCAGAGGAGGAGGUGAAGGUAGAGGAGGUGCCACACCCAUUGGACCGCAACUACCAGCUUCUGAGGUGCCAGCUUCAGCUGCUGGACCCUGAAGCGUUGGAGCACAAGGUGAUCUGUACCUACUUAGAGCAGACAAGCAACCCCUACAGGUGUCCUACCCUGCAGCACAUCUGGAAAGUAAAACGAGAAGGGGAGGGGGACAGGUUCAAAGCCCACUCCGGACUGGAGAACCGGAAGCUGCUGUGGCAUGGCACCAACGUGGCUGUGGUGGCUGCCAUCCUCACCAGCGGGCUCCGCAUCAUGCCACACUCCGGUGGCCGCAUGGGCAAAGGCAUCUACUUCGCCUCAGAGAACAGCAAGUCAGCCAGCUACGUUACCGGCAUUAAUGGCAUUGGCUACAUGUUCCUGAGCGAGGUGGCACUGGGCCGAGAGCACCACGUCAUGGCUGACAAGCCCAACCUGCAGCAGGCACCCCCUGGCUUUGACAGUGUCAUCGCCCGAGGUCACACCGAGCCAGACCCAGCCCAGGACAUCAAGCUGGAGUUGGAUGGCCAGCAAGUGGCGGUGCCGCAGGGCCGGCCCGUGCCCUGCCCACAGUUCAGCAGCUCUCGCUUCUCCCAGAGUGAGUACCUCAUCUACAAGGAGAGCCAGUGCUGCCUGCGCUACCUGCUGCAGCUUCGCCUCUGAGCCGUGCCGCCCAUGCCUGCCCUGGCUCCCCAAAACCUGCAGCCUCCUCCCUGCCUGACCCCUGACCUCACCUCCCCACCCCUGGCACUCCUGUGGCUCCCCCAGAAUGCAACACAGUCCCCAUCCCACAACACGGCCUGUCUGGUGGCUUGCAGCUAUCUCAGUGUGUGGUGAGCACCUGAGAUGGUCACGGAUGGCCAGGUGGCCUUGCGCGGCCAGCCCUGGGGGCGACCUGACUGUGGCCAACAGUCACCAGGCCCUGACAUCAUACUCUCAGCCUCGAUCCUCCCACCACGUCCCCAGUCCCUGGAAUGCCCACCUUGCUCCCCACUCCAAUGAGUUCCAUAUACAGGUGGGGUCACGUGCUUCUUGUGGCCUGGCUCAUCUGGCACCACGUCCUGAAGGCUCACCACCCAGGGCUGCCUGCUCUGUCAAGGCUGCUGCAUAGCAUGCCUGUGUACUAGACUAGCCAUUCAGCCAUCCGCAGGCACACAGGAGGGUUCCCUGUUCCCAUGCUCUGGGGGUCUUCUCGGCCUGUGGAUUUAAUUGCUUGGGACAAGAGCAGGGCAACCGGAAGAGCAGAGAAGCUCCCCUUUUUGCCAGCCCCACCUGAGACCCCAACAGUAGCCUCCCUUCUCUUCAGUCCCUCCUAACCCCAGCGUCACUGUGGCCCCAGAGCCCUGCAUACAGGGUGAGAGAGGCAUGGCGGUGGGGUGAGCUCUGGACGCAUAGUUGUCUCAUGAGUGGGGCACAGGCUGUGGGUGGGCAGGACUCCACAUCCACCUGUGCUGUCUGGAAGUGGGACCACUGGGACAGGCUCAAUUGCAGGUGUGCCUAAGUGGGGUCAUUGAACAUGGUGCUCUCCUGCCCCCAGACUCUGCUCAUCUGUGUGCUACUGUGCCAACUCCUGGCCUCUUUUCUCUUUAAAGAGACCAAGCAUGUGGCAGCUCCAGUCCUGCUGUAGGGACUGAAUGCUCACGUGGGUCGGUGGAGCUCACACACACCCCUGGGCCACCUUGGCUUGUCAAUCAUCUGUGUCUUAGAAUUGAAUCUUCAAGGGGACCCUCAUCAUCAACCCAGAGCCAUUUGUCCUGUGAGGACCCAUGUGGUGUUACUAUUAUUAUUGGAAAGGUAGAGAGAGAGUUCACUCACCUGCUGGCUCAAUCCCCCAGAUGCCUGAACUGACCAGGACUGGGCUGGGGCUU
Molecule: messenger RNA, 3038 nt
Organism: Ochotona princeps (American pika)
Lineage: Eukaryota; Metazoa; Chordata; Mammalia; Lagomorpha; Ochotonidae
Gene: PARP3
Product: poly(ADP-ribose) polymerase family member 3
Exons: 11
Coding region: 214-1833 (539 amino acids)
Cellular component (GO): site of double-strand break
Molecular function (GO): NAD+ poly-ADP-ribosyltransferase activity
Source: RefSeq, a predicted model, not a curated record